AAUAUAAAACUUUCUUUACAACUUAAGAAAUCAAGAUUUUGCUGUUCUGUUGUGACAAGUGGAAAUCUACCAAUAUCAGAUAUUUGUGGUAAGCUUAUAACUUUAUUAGAUUGUGAUAAAGUAGAAUCCGAAAUGCUAACAUAUGAAAUCUCUCGCAUCUUUCUUAUCUUUCUUACUAACCUUGGUGAUGUAUUCACGUUAGUACGUGCACUUUGCGUUGUAAUUUGUAAAGAACUGAAAGAACUCUGUGUUGUAACUAGUGAGAUACUAGAACUUUGUGUUGAGGAAAAUGGCGAGCCAAGACCAACUGAAGAUUUAGUCGUACUUGUUAUUUGUGAUAAAGAAGAUAAUCCAACUGACGUACUUGUUAUUUGUGAUGAAUUAGAACUUUGUGUUGUGGAAGAUAGUGUGCCAGAACCAACUGAAGGUUUCGUCGUACUUGUUAUUUGUGAUGAAUUGGAACUUUGUGUUGUGGAAGAAAGUGUGCCAGAACCAACUGAAGGUUUCGUCGUACUUGUUAUUUGUGAUGAAUUAGAACUUUGUGUUGUGGAAGAUAGUGUGCCAGAACCAACUGAAGGUUUCGUCGUACUUGUUAUUUGUGAUGAAUUAGAACUUUGUGUUGUGGAAGAAAGUGUGCCAGAACCAACUGAAGGUUUCGUCGUACUUGUUAUUUGUGAUGAAUUGGAACUUUGUGUUGUGAAAGGUGAUGUGCCAAAACCAGUAAAACCAGUUAAAGAUUUCCUCUUAUUUUGUGUUGUGGAAGAUGGCGUGCCAAAACCAACUGUACUUGCAAUUUGUGUUGUCUUUGUAAUAUUAGAUAAAUUAGAACUUUGUGUUGUGGAAGAACCGAAAAUGCCGUUAAAUAGAGGUUGUGCUCCAAAAUCAGAACUUUUUGAAGUACUGGAAGGAGGGCCAAAUGAUCCAAAACCAGAUGCACCAAAAUUAUGA
Messenger RNA from Rhizophagus irregularis DAOM 181602=DAOM 197198, 948 nucleotides. The record is from RefSeq and is a predicted model, not a curated record. Lineage: Eukaryota; Fungi; Glomeromycota; Glomeromycetes; Glomerales; Glomeraceae.